CAGAAGAAGAAGUUUCAAAGUUGGUUUUAAAAGAAGUAUAAAUGGUUGCUUCUAAUCUGACUAAAUAAAUACGACAUACAGGUUUCGUGCAAUAACAAACUGUAAAUUUGCACAAUGAGUCAUGAGCAGAAGGCUGUCAGAAUGCUUGAGGGGUUGUUUCAUCUGUAAGAUGCGGGUGGUCGACUUCUAGCAAGGUCGACACGACAUUCGAAGUCAGAUAAUCCACAAAAUAAGAAAUUUAUUUGCCGUAAUUAAUUAGUUGAGUUUUCAGCCUUGGAACAAGGGCUUCCUCUUUCCGGUUUCUCAGACUUCCUUAAUUACUUCGCCCACCUUCAGAAAUAGCUUCUAACGGAGCCAAUAUCGGAAUUUAAUGAAACUUCCAUGAGACGUUGAAAGGCUAGACAAAGAGGGUCACGUUUACACAGCACAUCAGUUUGCUCUCAGUGCUACGAUGGACACUAAGCUGGGCAUUAUUUUGCUGCUUCAACUUACAUCAACUAUAGGCAAGUAAGAAGACAUAGGUUUGCUUUCAAUUGGAGUCGGUUUCUGCUACCGUUUUUUUCUGUCGUAUAGAUUUAUGAAUUAAAUGAAAACAGAACAGUUCCUACCGGAUUGAAAACAGUAACGCUAAAUGAUUUAUCGAUGGAUGCUAGAACUUUUCAGUGGCUUUUAGUAAAUUGUAUAUGCGCUGUCUUGAAUUCUUUGAUUUUCAUGCAUUUUUCUCAUGUAAACGGGCUUUUUCAUGAUAGUAAACACAAAAUAAUUCCUAAACUCCAAGGUAAGAAUUGAAGGCCUGCUGAUUAUUUCUGAGAACGCAGCAAACCACAAACGUAACAGGCAACUUCUCAUUGAGAUGCUUUAAACUUACACGGAGCUGUUUUUGAAAAAUUAGUUAAAGUAAAUACCGCGAAAUUUUUCUUUAACCUUCACACAAGGUAUGCUGAUACAUUUCAGUUUGUGAGGUAGACAUUAUCACCCAGUACCUUAAUUGACCAACGCAGAAGGCAAAUAGGAACCUCGAUCAAAGAAACAAGUAUGCAUUUUACGCCGACUGGAGAAGAUCUUGACACGGUUUAGGUUCCUGCAGGGCUCAGAUUAACCAUUGUACUCAGUGUUAGAAUUAGGUCGCAUUAGUGUCUCUACUUAUUUAUUUUAUUAUUAUAAAGGUGAACAUCUCUUUUAAUUGCUGACACUGAGAUUAUCCGGUUUAUUUUUUCAGGAUAUGCCGAGAAAGGUAUGUACAAGAAACGUAUCUGAAUAUCCUAUUCCCUCGGGAUUCAGCUCAAUUUUUUUGCGAUCAUCAACAUAAAUUGGGCUUAAGUCUCCAAUAUGCUACUUAAGCAACCAAAAAGCUUCGUCAACUCUACCAUCGCCACAUUUCUGAAUUUAGCGAUCCUUCACGAUCAAAAUCCGGCAAGAGUGACCUACAGGUAAACCAAACAACCCCAAUAGUCUCACCAAUAAGACGAGUGAAUAUGCUCACGCUGUUCGAAAAUAACUAAAAGAUUUUGAGAAGAAAAUCGAUUCGGAGUAACAACCAGCAUACGUAAGUUCUGAAAAAAACGAGCGUCUGAAGCUACAAGAGGCAAAGUUUGCUUUAGUGAAAAUGUGAUCUUUGUGAUGCGGAUUGUAUCGGCUGUGGUUGUCGUAUUCUUUGUAAUGUUUUCACGCAUGCUAUUCCCUUGUUGUCUCAUUCUUUUCGUUUUUCUUACAUAUAUGUAAUUGGCAUUCUGUUGGAGAUUUUAGCACAAUUUCGCUUUGUCUUUUGGUUCAAGUUUUUCCUAUACCUUUUCCAUUUGCAUCUUACGUUUUGCGUCGUUUUAGGCAAUAUAGGGACCUUAAGCAAACCACGACGGCAACGGCAACGAGAACGCCACCGAAAAAAAGGGCUUAAUGAGCAGAACACUGAACGGCUUUGCACGUGCGUUAUAAAUCUUUGUACCUUUAUUAGCCUUUCUCUGCGAAACAACAAAGUGAAAUUAACAAUUUCUGCGCAUUUUAGAGAAUGUGAAAGACGCCGGCAAAGUUUUCAUAUUUUCAUUUGAAUUCAACGCUGGCAUUACAUAUUAGGCUUGAGCAAGUUCUGAGAUCGAUAGGCGUUCUGAACAGAUAUACAAAUCUACGAAAUUCAAAAGUAAAAUAUUAAGUCGUUUUUCACUAGAAGUAAUUCUUGGCGUCGCUGUCGUCAUUCCUUAAGCUAACCGACGUCUCAGUAUCGUUUUCAAGAUCACUUUACGUUCCCUGAGUCCGAUACGACGUUUGUAAGUGUCUUAGAUUAACUGCAGAAUACCUGCCACUUGAAUAAUUCAUUCAUGCGCAUUUCUCGUUCUUUAUAAGUAUGUGAACGAGUGGAAUCGAGAGCAAUAGUGGCAGGAUCUUUCGGAGUCUUGAUAUCACUAUCAAAGACUUAAGGUUAAACUAAAUCGCCUUCUCUUUUAGACUGCGACUGGCCCCUUGGCAUUCAGAGCAAAUACAUACCAAAUUCUGACAUGACCGCCUCCUCUGAGUGGGCUGCAGACUACGGACCCAGCUAUGCAAGGCUUAAUAUUCCAGUUGGCUGGGGCAAGGCAAGGGCUUGGUCCGCCAAGACAAAUGACUUAGGACAAUGGAUUCAGGUCAAUCUUCGUGAGCUGACUCGAGUGACAAAGGUGGCAAUUCAGGGAAGGCAGGACGUUGCACAAUGGGUCACAGCAUUCAAAUUAUCUUACAGUCUGGAUGGCAAGCACUUCGAGCCCCAAAAAAAGAUCUACCAAGGAAAUAACGACCAAAACAAUGUUGUUUUAAACACUUUAAUGGAACCAAUUGAAGCUCGAUUUAUCCGUCUUCAUCCAUAUGCAUGGUAUGGACACAUUUCAAUGAGAAUGGAACUUUAUGGGUGCAGCUUGAAACCAGAAUGCGCAAAACCUUUGGGUUUGGAAAACUACGGGAUUCCCAACUCAGCUAUUACCGCGUCUUCAGAGUGGGACAGUAACCACGGACCUACCAACGCCAGGCUCAACAGACCCAGCGGUGGUGGUACAAUCGGAGCUUGGUCUGCUAAAAUAAGUGAUGCCUCCCAGUGGAUUCAAGUAGCCUUUUUGGAAGUCACCAGGAUAACAAAUAUAGGAAUUCAGGGCAGAUAUGACUACUACGACCAGUGGGUUACCAAGUUCAAAGUGUCUUACAGCCUCGAUGGUGUUCAUUUUAUCACCCAAAGUAAGGUGAGUCUAAUGAAAUUACAAAUUAAAACGCAUAUUAAACACAAAAUAAUUCCUAAACUCCAAGGAUAUGCCGAGAAAGACUGCGACUGGCCCCUUGGCAUUCAGAGCAAAUACAUACCAAAUUCUGACAUGACCGCCUCCUCUGAGUGGGCUGCAGACUACGGACCCAGCUAUGCAAGGCUUAAUAUUCCAGUUGGCUGGGGCAAGGCAAGGGCUUGGUCCGCCAAGACAAAUGACUUAGGACAAUGGAUUCAGGUCAAUCUUCGUGAGCUGACUCGAGUGACAAAGGUGGCAAUUCAGGGAAGGCAGGACGUUGCACAAUGGGUCACAGCAUUCAAAUUAUCUUACAGUCUGGAUGGCAAGCACUUCGAGCCCCAAAAAAAGAUCUACCAAGGAAAUAACGACCAAAACAAUGUUGUUUUAAACACUUUAAUGGAACCAAUUGAAGCUCGAUUUAUCCGUCUUCAUCCAUAUGCAUGGUAUGGACACAUUUCAAUGAGAAUGGAACUUUAUGGGUGCAGCUUGAAACCAGAAUGCGCAAAACCUUUGGGUUUGGAAAACUACGGGAUUCCCAACUCAGCUAUUACCGCGUCUUCAGAGUGGGACAGUAACCACGGACCUACCAACGCCAGGCUCAACAGACCCAGCGGUGGUGGUACAAUCGGAGCUUGGUCUGCUAAAAUAAGUGAUGCCUCCCAGUGGAUUCAAGUAGCCUUUUUGGAAGUCACCAGGAUAACAAAUAUAGGAAUUCAGGGCAGAUAUGACUACUACGACCAGUGGGUUACCAAGUUCAAAGUGUCUUACAGCCUCGAUGGUGUUCAUUUUAUCACCCAAAGUAAGGUAUACAACGGAAACAGCGACCGAAACGGCAUUGUUAUCAACGAUUUAGAGACGCCAAUCGAGGCUCGGGUAAUUCGGAUCAACCCAGUGGAAUGGCACGGUCACAUAGCCAUGAGGAUGGAACUCUAUGGUUGCCGAUUACAAUCAGGUAAUCUCAACGUGUUUUUGUUUUACGCUAUGUUUCGCAGACGAAGGCGGUUUUCACUUGAAUGUCGAAAAUACAGUAACUUUCAUUUGCUUUGGUUUGGCCAUAUUACGCUCCACGAAUGGCUUAAAAUACUCGCGCAACUUUGUCGUCCAGUCAGCAGUAAAACCAAAACCAAUUGUGGCUCGCUCACAAACUUGUUCUUGAGCUUAGUGUCAGGUACAUGUAUUUGUUUGGAGUUUUGAUUGCUUCACUGGAUUGUGU
Messenger RNA from Orbicella faveolata, 4449 nucleotides. RefSeq lists its product as uncharacterized. The record is from RefSeq and is a predicted model, not a curated record. NCBI's taxonomy places the organism in Eukaryota, Metazoa, Cnidaria, Anthozoa, Scleractinia, Merulinidae.